AUGUUACCAGUGUACUUGUUGACCCUGCUGCUGACAGGAACAGAUUCAGCAACUAUGUUUGACUGCCCUAGCGAUUGGUUAAACAACGACUUCACUUGUUACAAGUUUUUGUUUGACCCAAAGGCCUCUUAUGAAGAAGCGCGUGCAUCCUGUGCAAUAAUGGGAUCGUCCUUAUUGUCAGUGGGCAGUCUAAGUGAGCAUAAUUUUAUCAACAAUUGGCUGCAACAAAAUGACUUUUACAGGAAUGUAUGGUACACCAGUGGUAUUCAGGAAACAGGAAGCUCCAAUGUCUAUAGAUGGGCCAGUGAUAGUUCUUUAAUCUCAUCAGAUCUACAGUUCUGGCUUGCCAACCAGAACAAUGUUCAGGGCGAAGUCAUCGUCUACAAAUUUGAUGGUGCCAGUUAUGGGUGGAGUAAAUCGGCUAAGGAUGUGAUGCUCUCUUACAUCUGUGAGAUUAGUCAGGAGGAAGCUUAUCGACUAGUGCAGGAGAAACGAGACUUCGAUUAUGGACAAGUGGUGUCAAAUAUGGACGACAUCAUGUUUGGACCACAGAUGACAGUGCAGCCACAGAGUGUUAUAGUGGUUUCACGGGCAACUAAGGCUGUGUUGGAAUGUCGUGCCCUUGGAAACCCACGUCCCCAAUAUACCUGGUACAAGAUGGUCAAUGGUUCUGAGGUGAUGAUAACGUCCAGUGUGGACGACCGAUUUACACUAACCAACGGAAAACUUACGAUCCAGAAUCCUAACGAAGAUGCAGAUGCUAAUGAACGUUACCAGUGUACCAUAGAGAACAAAUAUGGAAAGAUAUUCAGUGAUCCGGUGUCUCUUUCUUUUGGUUUCUUGGGGGACUUCUCGAAUGUACAGGACGCACCUGUGUACGCCUUUGCCUACGAUGGGGCUGUGAUCAAAUGUAGCAACAUCAAAUUCAAACCAGCUGCGGUAUUUAACUGGCAGAGAGGGGAAAAGAAGGAGUAUAUAUUUGCCUCUACAACACCGUAUACCUUCAUCUCCAGUAAUGGUCAGCUAUACUUCUCUGAGGUGACCCGAGUGGAUGAGGGGGACUAUUACUGUCAAAUCACACUGACGGCUCUGUCUGGCACUGCUCUAGGGACAUCACAGGCGCCAAGUAAAACCAGUCUGGUCAUCACACUCAGUAUCAUUGACCAAGCUGCCAAAACUGACUGGGGACCAGUCAUCCAGGAUGAUUUCAUUGCAGUGUUUCCACAGCCUCCUCUAAAGGGUCAGGAUGUCCGACUGGAGUGUUUUGCUUAUGGAUCGGCCCAGAACUACAUGGACAUGUGGCAUUACAGCUGGAGUCGAGAGGGCCAGCCAAUGCCAGAGACCGCUAAGUAUGAAAACUUUUACCGUGUUUUAAUUAUCCAGAAUGCACGAUUAGAGGAUCAAGGCAACUACACCUGUUUGGUUCGCCGUGGCAACAAGGCAGCGGACAGUAAAACACUCUACCUCCGACUGGAGGCUAAACCCUACUUUAUAUUGGGACUACAGAACCAACAUGUGGAUGUGGGUGGCCAGCUGACAUGGCGCUGUGAAGCCAAUGGCUAUCCAUCUCCAGUGUACCAGUGGUACAAAAAUGGUGUGGAACUUGUAAAUUCCAAUGGUGGAGACUUGACCAUUACUGGUAACAACCUGGUGAUUCGGUCCCUGAACAAGGAUCUGCAUGAUGGCAUGUACCAGUGUAGUGCCACCAACGUCCAUGGUACCAGUUUUAGUUCUGCACAGCUCCGAGUAUUAGGUUUCCCUCCAACUUUUGCCAAGUAUCCAGUGACCGAAGAAUUCAUUGGAGCUUUGAAUGGCAACCUAACAAUUGUGUGUCGACCUGAGUCAGCUCCGAAAGCAACUAUCACAUGGCUCAGAAAUGGUGCCAACAUGAACCUGCGGGUGUCUUCUGUGGAAACGGGGGACCGUGUGAGACUUUUACCAAAUGGCUACCUAUAUAUGACUAAACUGACCUAUGGUGACAAUGGCUUGUACACUUGUGUGGCAGAGAACAUACUUGGAAAAGCCACUAGCUCGGGGCGACUUACCAUUAAACAGGGCACUGUGAUCACCCGUGGCCCACAAGCAGAAACCAAGGUGGUAAUGAAUGAAACGGCCUUCCUCCCGUGUGAGGCAUCGUAUGAUACCAAUCUGGACCUGGUCUAUGUGUGGAAGUUCAAUGGCCAUGAUAUAGACCCAGACGUGGACGUCCAUUACAAAGUGGUGAUGUCAUCAUACCUAAAGGGCUUGUAUAUUCAGAAUGUUCUCUUCAAACAUGAAGGAACUUACGAGUGUGUGGCUAAGACUCCGCUCAAUCAGGCCUCAGUGUCGGGCUUCUUAGAUGUUCUGGGACCACCUGGAGAACCUGCCGGAGUGUUUGGGGAUUCUAAAACUGUUACUUCCUACUCCAUCCGUUUACACUGGUUCCCUGGUCAUGACAAUGGACGUACAAUCAUCUUCUAUCUCAUACAGUCUGAGAUGGAAUAUGAUCCAGGAGUGUGGAGAAACGAGGUAGAGAAUAUCCCAGAUAUAGAGACAAUUGUUCCGACCACAGAAGCCAGUGACAUGCAUAGUUAUGUGGUGACAGGCUUGCGUCCUGGCAACGGGUAUCGCUUUCGUGUGCAGGCUAUCAACACGUUUGGAUAUGGAGAGUUCAGCAUUCCAUCUGAUGUGUACCAGACAAACCCUGCCCCACCAUCAGUUGCCCCUAGCCAUGUCCGUGGGGGAGGUGGCAGUGUAGGAGACCUCACAAUGAAAUGGGAUAAGCUGUAUCGUAUAGACCAUGGUGGACCAGGUGUAGGCUACUAUCUGUACUGGAGGCUGUAUGACCCAAACCCUAUCAAUGAUGGUGUUAAGUUCAACCAUAAAAAGAUAUACGAUUACACAAAAGAAAAAUAUGUAAUGUUGGUAGGGGAGAACAACUUCUACCUCCAGUAUGAGGUAAAAAUACAAGCCUUCAACAAUUAUGGCAGAGGACCUAACUCCAGUGUUGUUCUGGUCUACUCAGCAGAGGGCAUGCCAGUCGCAGCACCUCAAGGGUUGUAUUGUGAUGGUUACAAUGCCACUGCCAUGACAGUGACCUGGCAAGCAGUACCUGACACCAGGGAAACAAUGAAAGGACGAGUUAGAGGUUACCAGGUGAACUACUGGUUCAGUGAAGACACAGACCCAGUGUACAAACAGUACAUUCGUUACCCAGGACAGUUGGAAGAGGCAAUAGUAAUCGGGCUGUGGGAUGACUCCAACUUCUGGUUUGAGGUUCAGGUCUACAACACAGCAGGGCUCGGACCACUCAGUGAAAAGUUUAUACAGGAAACCCUACAUCUUGCUCCCCAGUUAUACCCACAGGAAGUCCAUGUGUUCUCCCAUGGAGCAAACAGUGUACGGUUAACAUGGCGAGGAGUCAGUACAGCUGUAGAGGAAGCCGUUCUCUUGGGAUAUUAUAUUUACCUGUGGCCAGCUAACGAGCACUACCGAACAGCCAAGAUGAUUGAGACAGAAAAGUUUGAUGUGGAAUUUAUCCUAAAUGACAUUGAUAAGGGCAAGGUAUAUGCUGUACGUGUGGCUGGUUUCAGUGACGGUGGGGAAGGAAAGAAGUCUCCAACCCUAUACUUUACUUUGGGUGGUCAAGUACCCAUUGACCCGACAGUGUCAGAGAUCCGAGCAGGUGCCCCUCCCACAAGCUGUCCUGUUUUCCUCCUGCUAGCGCUGUCCCUUCUAUUUAUGUUUCUGUGA
Ylistrum balloti is the source of this 3732-nucleotide messenger RNA. Its product is annotated as contactin-like. Lineage: Eukaryota; Metazoa; Mollusca; Bivalvia; Pectinida; Pectinidae. Gene Ontology annotation, molecular function: protein binding. Gene Ontology annotation, biological process: cell-cell adhesion. The record is from RefSeq and is a predicted model, not a curated record. The coding region runs from base 1 to 3732 and encodes 1243 amino acids. The transcript has 24 exons.